ACCACUUCACUUACCUGGGAAGUAGGAUCUGCCCCAGUGGGCCAGUUGUCGAGGAAAUCUUUGCACGAAUACAAAAGGCUCGACUGGCUUUCGUCAACUUACACCACCUAUGGGGCCGCCGUAAUAUCGAAUUGUCUAUUAAGGGUCGCGUGUACUGCACAGCAGUCCGGUCUGUCUUACUGUAUGGCUAUGAAACAUGACCAUUGAAGGUGGAAGACAUGAGAAGGCUUCAUAUGUUUGACUACCGUUGGCUUUGUAGCAUAGAUCGUAUUGCAUGGUGUCACCACGUGAGUAAUGCAGAAGUCAGGCUCAGGUGUAGAGUGUUAGGGAGAAGAGGUAAGUCGGUUGACGAGGUUAUGAACCUUCAUCGAUUGAGAUGGUUGGGACAUGUACUACAUAUGCCUUGUCACACAAUGUUAGCCGUAGUGGAUGCAGGCUGGUAAAAAAGGCUCGAGGUGGCGAGACUGAGGCAUGGUAUCAAUGUAUAAAGUGUUUGACUGUUGGUUUGAAUCAUGUGGGGCGAUGCAGACUAGGUGGUUUGGUUUUGCGGGACAAGAGAAACCAGUGGUUAGAGACUGUAUGUGAAAUGGCUGAGAACCGAUGUCAGUUGGGGGCAGAUGUAUACAUACAUUAUCCUCAUCUUAAUGAUACUAUGCCGAAUGUCACCAUUUUCUGAUUCCUCCUUUCUGUCUUUGAGGAGUUGAUAUUUC
Heterobilharzia americana is the source of this 710-nucleotide messenger RNA. The record is from the annotation of a GenBank genome assembly. Lineage: Eukaryota; Metazoa; Platyhelminthes; Trematoda; Strigeidida; Schistosomatidae.